AUGAGAUCCAGGCUGCUGUUCGGGAAGCGAUUAAACAGUAUCGUUCUUCUUAAGAGUUCACUGUCCUUUUGGCCAACAAGGUGGGCUUUGGAGAUGGCGAAUCUGGGUUUUAUGGAGGAGAUGAUAGAAGACUACGUGGGUGAAGACGCUCCUCCCCUGUCGAGUGCCAAGGUCGAGGUUGUUGCUGGAGGUCGGGACAACGCCGAAGAUGCUGCAGUUUAA
This is a messenger RNA of Prunus armeniaca (apricot), 222 nucleotides long. NCBI's taxonomy places the organism in Eukaryota, Viridiplantae, Streptophyta, Magnoliopsida, Rosales, Rosaceae. The record is from the annotation of a GenBank genome assembly.